AUGGCAUACCAGCCAUCGCGCAGCCCCUUUGCACCCGCGCAACAAGACAGCUUUUACGCAAACCCUCGGACAGGGCUCCGCGGAUAUGGGCUAUCAAAUCAACCAAUCCCCCUGACCAAUAAAGUGAACGGUUAUUUCGAAAAAGACCGUACACUCCCUUUAUACAAAGAUAAGCCAUUUUUUUCGCCCCGGCGCACUGGUCCUCGAAGAAGAUGGGGAGUGUUAUUGAAGGUGCUGGGAGCGUGUACAAUCUUGUUUGUGUUGUAUUAUAACUUCUACCUCCCCACAUGGUCAUGGUCAGGGCUACAGUCGAAUGACAAGGGGGUAGAACUUUGGAAAUGGGCUCAGACAUUGGAAGAUGGAAAGUCUUCUGGGGACUUAUCUGACUGGACAGCAAGACGAGAGAAAGUGCGGGACGCCUUCAUUGUCAGCUGGGAAGGGUAUGAAAAGAACGCAUGGGGUUACGAUCAGUAUCGCCCAGUCUCAAACGUCAACCAGGAAGACACGAGCGGCGCAUUAGGCUGGAUGAUUGUUGACUCGCUGGACACAUUAAUGAUCAUGAAUCUGACCUCCAAGGUUCACCGUGCGCGACAAUGGAUCUCGACCUCGUUGAACUACAAUCAGGAUCGUGAUGUCAAUACGUUCGAGACUACUAUCCGAAUGUUGGGUGGCCUUUUGUCUGCACACUAUCUGUCGACUAAAUAUCCUGAUUUGGCGCCUCUCAAUGACGAUGAUGUCGGUGCCGCUGGUGAAGAUCUAUAUAUCGAGAAAGCAGCUGAUCUCUCGGAGCGACUCCUCGGGGCCUUUGAGUCUCCAAGUGGCAUUCCGUGGUCGAACGUCAAUCUCAACACAUCGGCAGGUGUCGCGGUUCACUUUGACGAGGGAGCUACAUCCAUCGCUGAAGCUGGAUCGAUGCAACUUGAAUUCAAGUACCUGGCCAAGUUGACUGGUGAAGCAGAAUAUUGGAAGUUGGUUGAAAAACCGAUGCAGCUGGUCGAUCUGCAAUCGCCGCGGGACGGUCUUGUCCAAACCGCCAUCCAUCCCGACACUGGUAAAUUCAUGGGUGACAGCAUUACUUUGGGCAAUAAGGCAGACUCGUACUAUGAAUAUCUCAUCAAGCAAUAUCUGCAGACCUCAGAACAGGAGCCCGUCUACAAAGAGAUGUGGGACGAGGCAUUGAGAGGCAUUCGCAAGCACCUCAUUGCAUUUACCAAGAACUCUCAGCUGAUGAUCAUUGGCGAGCGGCCCCAGGGCCUAGACCAGGAGCUCUCCCCCAGAAUGGACCACCUGGUCUGUUUCAUGCCCGGAACUAUCGCGCUUGGCGCCACUGGUGGCCAACCCUUGUCCCAGGCUCGAAAGUCAGCAGACUGGUCUCAACAGCGCGAGGAGGAGAUUCUCAUGGCUAGAGAAUUGAUGAAAACCUGCUGGGCAAUGCACCAAACAACAGCCACAGGUCUCGCAGCUGAAAUCUCUCAUUUCGUCCUCGACUCGCCACCCGUGAUGAUGGCAGACAAGUACCCAGAUCCCAUGACGGACCCCAAUCGCGCAUCCAAGCCCGAGAUACUACGUGGCAUCUCGCAGCCGCUAGACAGGCAAAGUGAUGCCUCCGAACCCUGGCGCAAGGACAUCGACAUCCGCCGCAACGAUCGCCAUAACCUGCAACGCCCGGAAACAGUCGAGUCCCUCUUCUAUCUUUACCGUAUUACCGGCGACGAUAUGUACCGCCAGUGGGGCUGGGAGCUCUUCAAGUCUUUUGUCAAACACACUUCCGUGACUGAAAAGAAAAGCACCUUGCGCACUUCUCGUCUUCCAACAACCAGCGCGGAACCCGUUUUCCGCAUCAAGGGCUUCACAUCCCUCGGCAAUGCGGAUGCAGUCCCUUCGUACAAGCGUGACAAUAUGGAGAGUUAUUGGAUGGCUGAGACGCUCAAGUAUUUCUACUUGCUGUUCUCUGAUCGUGAUUUCAUCUCGCUGGAGGAUCACGUUUUCAAUACUGAAGCCCACCCAUUCCCGCGGUUCAAGCCUAGUGGGGAUCUCAAGACCGGGUGGGAGAGGGCACCUAGGCAUUAA
This is a messenger RNA of Penicillium paradoxum, 2070 nucleotides long. RefSeq names its product glycoside hydrolase family 47 protein. Gene Ontology annotation, molecular function: calcium ion binding; mannosyl-oligosaccharide 1,2-alpha-mannosidase activity. Gene Ontology annotation, cellular component: endoplasmic reticulum; membrane. Gene Ontology annotation, biological process: carbohydrate metabolic process; N-glycan processing. The transcript has 3 exons. The coding region runs from base 1 to 2070 and encodes 689 amino acids. NCBI's taxonomy places the organism in Eukaryota, Fungi, Ascomycota, Eurotiomycetes, Eurotiales, Aspergillaceae. The record is from RefSeq and is a predicted model, not a curated record.